Molecule: messenger RNA, 3181 nt
Organism: Rhincodon typus (whale shark)
Lineage: Eukaryota; Metazoa; Chordata; Chondrichthyes; Orectolobiformes; Rhincodontidae
Gene: thoc3
Product: THO complex 3
Exons: 6
Coding region: 45-1016 (323 amino acids)
Biological process (GO): mRNA export from nucleus
Cellular component (GO): THO complex part of transcription export complex
Molecular function (GO): protein binding
Source: RefSeq, a predicted model, not a curated record
CCUCCCCCACCCGGAUUGUGAGAGGAGUGGCCCGAACCGGCAAGAUGGCGGCGGCCAGUUACCUGCUGGAAUCCCAGGAGCAUUUCAAAAAUAACGGCCGCACUAAGGAAUUCUCGGCCCAUACGGCCAAGGUGCACUCGGUGGCUUGGAGCUGCGAUGGACGCAGGCUCGCGUCUGGCUCUUUCGACAAGACAGCCAGUGUGUUUGUGCUGGAGAAGGAUCGGCUGGUUAAGGAGAAUAAUUAUCGUGGUCAUGGUGACAGUGUGGAUCAACUCUGUUGGCACCCAACCAAUGCAGAUCUCUUUGUAACUGCUUCUGGUGACAAAACGGUUAGAAUCUGGGAUGUCCGAACUGCAAAAUGCGUUGCUACUGUGAACACGAAAGGUGAGAACAUUAAUAUCUGUUGGAGUCCUGAUGGCCAAACGAUUGCUGUGGGAAAUAAAGAUGAUGUGGUGACUUUCAUUGAUGCAAAAUCACACCGAUCAAAGGCUGAAGAACAGUUUAAGUUUGAAGUGAAUGAGAUCUCCUGGAACAAUGAUAAUGAUAUGUUUUUUCUAACCAAUGGCAAUGGCUGCAUCAACUUACUCAGUUAUCCAGAGUUGAAACCGAUUCAGUCAAUCAACGCACAUCCUUCAAAUUGCAUCUGUAUUAAGUUUGAUCCAACAGGCAAAUACUUUGCCACAGGGAGUGCUGAUGCUCUGGUUAGUCUAUGGAGUGUGGAUGAGCUCGUCUGUGUAAGAUGCUUCUCCAGACUUGACUGGCCCGUGAGGACAUUGAGCUUCAGCCAUGAUGGAAAAAUGCUGGCAUCUGCUUCAGAGGAUCACUUCAUUGACAUUGCAGAAGUAGAAACUGGUGAGAAACUAUGGGAGGUGCAGUGUGACUCACCUACUUUCACUGUAGCAUGGCAUCCGAAACGACCACUCUUAGCUUUUGCUUGUGAUGAUAAAGAUGGCAAGUACGAUAGCAGUCGGGAAGCUGGAACAGUUAAACUCUUCGGACUUCCUAAUGACUCUUAAUAUGAGACGGAAAAUAUGUUUGGCUGUAAUGUACAUUAACGGCAUGCUGAAUGAAACUUGUUACAGAUGGCUUUCGUUAUGGACCAAGAAAGUAUGAAUUCCAUUUUUAGAUGGUACUUUGUAGGAAAUUAUUUUUACAUUUGUACCCUGUGUAAUUUGAACUUCAACUGGUGGAAAACCAAAACCAGCUAAUCAAUUAAAUUGGAAAUGUUUUGUUUAAAAAUAUAUUUAGACAAAUAUUGUAUGAAUGUAACCUCUACAGGUUUUGCAUUUGAUUAAUAAAAAAAAGGCUUGAAAUUUGGGAUUACUUAUUUAGUGUUUAUUCCAUUUGGAAUGAUACUUGCAUAUGCGUAAUACGUGUCUUUAAUAUGUAAUUGAUUUAUAAGUCUCAUAUUUAAUUGUCAAAUACUUUUUAUAUCUAAACAGUAAUUUCAUAAAAAUGUAUAUACAGGCUAGGGUCCUCCUAACUUAUCAGUUUUUAACACAACGGGUUCCACUGUGUAUGGAACAGUGGAUGGAACUGUUUGUUAAGUCACUGCAAAGUUUUAUAUUUUGUCACAUAGGAGACCAUUCUAGAUAUUGGUCACUGGGAAGAAUUGCUUCUGACAUCAGUCCUGUACUUACCUAAAAAAAAAAGUUGGCACCUAUGACUUCUUGUCUCAUUGUAGUUGUUUAACUUGAAAUCAAGGUAUCUGCAUCUAAAUUAUUUUAUAAAACAGAUUCGGGUCAUUAAUGAGUCUUUCUAUCUGAAUCUGUAUCCCUAAUUCAUUUUUGCGAUUUUAAUUUUGGGUAAAUUUAAGCCUCCCCUCUUUAUAGGGAAAUAAAAUUUAAAUUUUGAGCAUUGGCACUGACUUUAGAAGUGAGCAAGAUUUUAAGAGAAACAAAAAACAAUAUGGCCAGUGAUGUCAAGAUCAGCAGCAUAGCAAGUAAAAGUUACAGAUGUGAUAAUUUUGGGCUUGUUGUUUAAGAUGUCUUAGAAUGGUAGGCCUAAGAAGCCAAGUGUUUUUGAAACAUUGCCACACAAAUGCAGUUUCAGGCAUGACUCAUCAUUAAAAGUAAAUGUUGUGCCUUAGAACACAACAGUACAGCUCAGUACAGGCUGUUCGGCCCACAAUGUUGUGCCGAACUUUUACCCUAAUCCUAAGGUCUAUCUAACCUCCACCCCUACCUUAUACUACCCUCCAUAUGCCUAUCUAACAGCCGCUUAAAUGCCUCUAAUGAGGCCGACUCCACUACCCUCCCUGGCAAUGCAUUCCAUGCCCCUACCACUCUCUCUGAGUAAAGAACCUACCUCUGACGUCUCUCCCAUAUCUACCUCCUCUCACUUUAAAACUAUGCCCCCUCAUAAUAGCUACCUCUACCCUAGGAAAAAGUCUCUGGCUGUCUACUCUAUCUAUACCUCUGAUCAUUUUGUACACCUCUAUCAAGUCACCUCUCAUCCUUCGUCAUUCUAAAGAGAAAAGCCCUAGCUCUCUCAACCUUUCCUUGUAAGACCUUCCCUCCAUUCCAGGUAACAUCCUGGUAAAGCUCCUCUGCACCUUUUCCAACGCUUCCACAUCUUUCCUAUAAUGACCAGAACUGGACACAAUACUCCAGAUGUGGCCAAACCAGGCUUAUGAUUGUUUGUUUUAUCUCAGUUUGCUCUCAAAUCUUCAAAAGUAACCACAUUGCACAGCAUUUUUCAAAAAGUUCUGAAGCAAUUAAAAAUGAAGUGAUUUGAAAGACAAGUUUUCCAUAACGUGCUUAACAACCACAAUCUCUGUUACGUAUCAAGUGGAGUUGAACAUUAUAAAUGCAAAAAAAGGCCUUGAUUUGACUUUUUUAAUGAAACUGUGACAUUGGUAGUGUGGGGAGCCCAUGCCCAGGUAUGUGCUCUACAAAAGAAAUGUCAGAUUUUUACCUUAUCUUCACAAAACAGGCAUCGGCAUUAUCAUUAUUGAAGUUGGAUCACAAUUGUGUUCAAACAUCCAGAUGUGUGCAUAUUUGACUCUUACAUUGCAUGAACCUUUUAUGAUGUUAAGAACAUGUUGAAAUUUAUAAUGUUUGCUUACAGUGUCUGAAUUCUGCGCCGUGUAGAAGGAAUUGUUCAACACUGUCACUUGGAUUAUCAAUUUGGAAAUUCUGACAGCUGUUAACCAUUAAAUAAACGUAUUAUCUUUGCACAU